Eimeria acervulina is the source of this 789-nucleotide messenger RNA. RefSeq lists its product as hypothetical. The transcript has a single exon. The record is from RefSeq and is a predicted model, not a curated record. Lineage: Eukaryota; Apicomplexa; Conoidasida; Eucoccidiorida; Eimeriidae. The coding region runs from base 1 to 789 and encodes 262 amino acids.
AUGCGUUGUCUCUCACCUGCUACGGGGGACGAUCCCAGCAGCAGCAGCAGCAGCAGCAGCAGCAACAGCAGCAGCAGCAGCAGCAGCAAAAGAAAAGAUUGUCUACCCUGUCUCCUUUCUUACCUCCAGGAGGAGUCUCCAGGGCGCUCUACAGCAGCCCUGGACAGCAGCAGCAGCAGCAACAGCAUUAGCAUCAGCAGCAGCAGCAGCGGCAACAGCAGCAGUGGUUCAACAGAGGCAGCAGCAGCAGCAGCUGCUGCUGCUGCUGCAGCACUGCUGCGCCCAAAGAGACAUCUUUCUGUCUCCUCUUCGCCUCAGAGGGGCCCCCGUGCGCGGUUUGAUGCUUUUAAUUGUAAUUCUUUUUUGCGAGAGACAGCAGCAGAUUGCUGCUAUCAUCAGGGGGCCCCCUCAGCACAUUGGGGUGGGGGCCCCCUCCCUGAACCCCAGGGGGCCCCCUUGCUGCUGCAGCAAGUAAACCCUCUGGAGCAUGCAGCAUUUGAAUGUGCUGCAGCUCCUCCCCUGCAGCAACAGCAACAGCAACAGCAGCAGCAGCCGCAGCAGGUGUUGCUGCAGCCGCAGCUACUGCAGCAGCAAACCCAGCCGCAGCAGCCGCAGCAGCAGCAGCAGCAGCAGCAGCAGGAACGGCGGCAGCAGACCUUAUCCCCGCAGCAGCAGCAACACAAAGAGCAGCUGCAGCGGCUGCUGCAGCAGCAAAUGUCUCUUUAUAGGAGACAGUUAGCUUCCUGCAGUGGGCUUAACACUGAGGCCUGUGAUAGGGACCCCCUUUAA